Messenger RNA from Portunus trituberculatus (swimming crab), 2739 nucleotides. RefSeq names its product mitotic spindle assembly checkpoint protein MAD1-like (gene Mad1). Bases 112 to 2493 code for a protein of 793 amino acids. NCBI's taxonomy places the organism in Eukaryota, Metazoa, Arthropoda, Malacostraca, Decapoda, Portunidae. The transcript has 14 exons. The record is from RefSeq and is a predicted model, not a curated record. Gene Ontology annotation, biological process: attachment of mitotic spindle microtubules to kinetochore; mitotic spindle assembly checkpoint signaling. Gene Ontology annotation, cellular component: mitotic spindle; kinetochore; nuclear envelope.
GGAAGGCAAGAUACAUCUUCGAAGUUCAGUCGUCAACAGUCUUCCGACAGUUCUGCUCUUGACGCACGUCAGGCUCUAUCCUUACCUCAGGUUACAAGUCAGGCAGGCACCAUGGAUGCCUCGCCGGACCCUACUGUUGUAUUUACUGCCCUGAAGGAUUUUCAGACAUUUCUUGGGAACUCAAGGUCCUUUUCGGCAAGUAGAGGUGGAACAGAGGCUAGGCGUUUGAACUUCUCCAGCUUCAGUAGAGACACCUCGUCAGCCUCGCUUCCCUCUCCUAAUUCUCCAGGUUACCCCAGGGGACAGAAGAGAAACCUCGAUUCUAUUGUAGGAUUUGAUGUUUCCAAGAAGCUCCGAGAGAAGGAAAGUGAAAUCAUCAACACUCAAGCAACAGUCACAAGGCUACAGGGACGCAUACAUGAGAUGGAAUUGACAAAUAAGAAAAAUAAACUUGAGAGUGAUGCAGAGAUAAGAGCCAUGCAGCACAAGCAACAAAAAGACAAGGAGUUGAUUGAUGACCUUCAACAUAAGUUAAAGAAGAUUCAGAAGGAAAAGGAGGAAGCCCAAGGUAGUGUGAAGAGUGCACGAGCACAGUGGGACACAGCUAACUUAGAGGCAGGGACACGGGUAAACAAGUUGCAGCAGACAUAUUUUGAACAGACCACCAAGAUGAAGGAGGAGAUCAACAGCCUUCAGGAACAGGUAGCAACCUUAGAGAGUGAAGUAGCAGAGAAGACAUCGAAGGUGGCACUAACAGAGAGUCACACAGAAGUAGUGGAAGCACGACUGGCUGAAUUACAGGAGAGGUUGAAACAAGCAGAGGAUAACCAGGCACAAGCUGAAGACCAUAAGCUGCAGCUGAAUAAAGCAUUGUCUAGAGUCAAGGAGUUAGAGCUGCAGCAUGAGGAGCUAAAAGAAACCAAGAAACAACAGGAAGUUUUUGAGACAACCAUGUGCAAGCUACCUAUUCUUGAAAAAGAACUUGCUAAGGUCAAAGAAGAUAACAAGUUUUUGAGGGACACAGCCAGAAACACUCAGCUGAUGGAGGAGCAGCUAACCACAGCAUUGCUGCAAGUGAAACAUCUUGAAGAGCGUUGUGAGGACAGAGCCACUCAGCAAGCCAAGGCAGACCUAUACAAGGAAACAUUGGAUAAAUUUGAGAACAUUGUGGGGAAAGAAUUUGGGCUUGGUCGAAAAGGUGCACCAGAAGAUCUUCAAAUAUACCUGGGUCAGUUACGGAAAGAAGACAAGGUCCUCACUGACAGUCUGGCUCAACUGCGUGCCAGCCACAAAUCCUUGGAAGAAGGUCGAGCACAAGAAGUUGAAGACCUGAAUCUGCUGAAAGCCAAACUGAAAAAACAAGAGCAUUUGAUUCAGCACCAUUCAGGGCAGAUCAAGAGGCUCAAUCGUAGAAUCUUCCUUGUCAAUAAGGAACGAGAGAGUUUGAAAGCCAUCUUGAGCUCUUAUGAGUCUGAAGCAACUAUCAGUUACUCUGUAGUAGGACAGGAGCGAGUGCACGGACUUGAGGGACAGGUGGAGCUGUACCGUCAGGAGGUAGAACGACUCAAUACUGAACUGCAGGAAGCAUGCAGCAGUGGCACCUCCCCUGCUGCUGCCGCUGGUGCUUCAUCUCAGCAAAGGAAGGAGGAUAUGAAAAUAACAGGAUUAGAAGAGAAGGUGCUGUCACUUGAGGAGGAGGUAGGAAAGCUGAAGCAGGAGAAGGAAGUUCUGGAACUACGGCUGGAACACCGUGCCCUUAAAGGAGAUUAUGACCCAACCAAGACAAAAGUUCUCCACUUCAAAGACAAUCCACAUGCCAGGGCUCUUGAGAACAGAAAGACUGAAAUGGAGAAGCUGCAGAAAGAGAAUGAGGCUUUACAGGAGCGUGUAAGAUUGCUAGAGCAGGGUGAAACUGAAGACCUCACUCAGAGGGUUGGAGUAAAGGUGACCAGUGAAUCCCACAAGGAAGUCAUGGAACUACAGGAGAAAGUGUCACAUCAAGAGAGAAAAAAUAAACGUCUUAUGGAGGCCUUCCAGCGCAAAGCCCGUGAGAUGCGGGAAAUGGUGUAUAGACUCACUGGUUACCGGGUUGACACUUAUGGAGAGAAGAAGUACAAGCUCAUCCAUAUGUAUGGAGAAUCUCCUGAUGACUAUCUCUUAUUUGAGCAUACUCCAGCUAAAGAAAUUCAGCUCCUGGAAACCGACUUUUCUAACAACAUAGAAGACUUGAUUGAUGCAUACUUGCGGCAUGAGAACUCGUAUCCUGCUUUUCUCUCAGCCAUCACCCUGGAUCUCUUCAAUCGUCAAACUAAAUACCAAGCACAUUCCAGCAGCGAGGAGGAGGAGGAAGAAGUGGAGGUGGAGAUGGAAACCGAUAGAAAGGAUAUCAAAAGAGAUGGCAGAAUGGGUAAUCAAGAGACACAAAAACCAGGUGGCGGUGGUGGUGGUGGUAAUGAUGAUGAUGAUGAUGAUGACUUAGUUAUCCUGGAUUAGCUGUGUUACUCAAGGGAUUUUUAACCUUUUUAAGUUACCGUGCUAAGCUUAUUAACAUACUACAUUUAUAUGUUUAUGUAUAUUUCAAUUACAUACUAGAGGAGAAUUAAGAUACAAAGGAUGGAGUGCAUGUAGAUCUAUAUACUUACAUAGACUUCAUGAUUUGGUUAUAUCCCUUUAAGGUAGUGUCAUUUGUUGUAUAGAUACUCCAUAAGAUAUGAUAUGAGAAUAAAUUUCUUUUCUAUA